This is a messenger RNA of Acomys russatus (golden spiny mouse), 2805 nucleotides long. It is a transcript of the gene Vstm2a, whose product is annotated as V-set and transmembrane domain containing 2A. The record is from RefSeq and is a predicted model, not a curated record. Bases 228 to 1046 code for a protein of 272 amino acids. The transcript is spliced from 5 exons. Lineage: Eukaryota; Metazoa; Chordata; Mammalia; Rodentia; Muridae.
GCCGCCGGCUCGCUGGGCGUGGGGAGGGCGGCGAGCACGCAAGCCGAGCGGCUGACGUGGGACGAGCUGCCAGGUAGCGGAAGCAGCCAGCCGCCAGCGGAGCCACUUCGCAGCGUGGCAGCUCGGGUCUGCGCCUGAAGCCUCCGGAUCCCAGCCAGCUUGGUCCAACCCUCUCCAGUCGCAAUCCCCUGUGCCCAAGUCAGUCUUCGCUGAGAGUGGCAGCAUGCAUGCAGUGUCGCACCCUGGGCUCUGAGAGUAGCCAGUGGACACGCUUGCCUGCUUGUCUUUUUAGGUUUUGGGCUCUGGGCUACACGGAUGUGCUCCCCUCCCUUGGCAUGAUGGGGAUCUUUUUGGCGUCUGUUGGAUUUGUGUUCUUUUCUGUAUUAUAUGUACAACAAGGGCUUUCUUCUCAAGCAAAAUUUACGGAGUUUCCGCGGAACGUGACUGCGACCGAAGGGCAAAAUGUGGAAAUGUCCUGUGCUUUCCAAAGCGGCUCCGCUUCGGUGUACCUGGAGAUCCAAUGGUGGUUCCUUCGGGGACCAGAGGACCUGGAGCAAGGAACCGAGGCUACAGGCGCGCAGGUGGAGCUCUUACCCGAUAGAGACCCGGACAACGAUGGGACCAAGAUUAGUACAGUGAAAGUCCAAGGCAAUGAUAUCUCUCACAAGCUUCAGAUUUCCAAAGUGAGGAAAAAGGAUGAAGGUUUAUAUGAGUGCAGGGUGACAGAUGCCAACUACGGAGAGCUACAGGAACACAAGGCCCAGGCCUACCUGAAAGUCAACGCCAACAGCCAUGCUCGGAGGAUGCAGGCCUUUGAAGCCUCACCGAUGUGGCUGCAAGACAUGAAGCCUCGAAAGAAUGUGUCGUCAGCGGUUUCCAACAGCGUCCACAGCUCUGCCAACCAGCGAACACACUCCACCUCCAGCCCUCAAGCCGUAGCCAAAAUCCCCAAGCAAAGUCCACAAUCAGGUGCGAGGAUAGCUACAAGCCAUGGACUUUCUGUCCUGCUUCUUGUUUGUGGCUUUGUGAAGGGUGCUUUGCUUUAAUCUAAAGUGCUGACUUUUUUCCAAUAUCACUUUCUCUUCUUAAAGCAAAGAGCAAAUCGCCUGUAAAAUCUACGGAGCGGACAGCAAAGUUGACCCUAAACGCCAAGCACCAUUCCGCACCCCUGUACUCUAGUUACGUACACAAGGAACAUCAGCUUCCGGAAGCAUAAGCGAAGAGGCUAUCACGCUUUAUUGAUAGUAUUUUCUUUGGGAAGUCGCUGAUCUUUUAUUUCAAGAGAAUUAAUGUGAAGUGAUAGGACAUUUUCUAAUAACAAGAUCCAUUUUUUUUCUUUUAUCUCAACAAAUAAGAUCUACAUUUCGCUGACUGCUCAGGAGUUGGCCUGAAAGUCAUCAGUAUAGUAAAUAUUUCCAUGGAUUCCACCAAUUUCCUACCAAGGGACACCUAACCUGCAAGAAGCAAACAAAGACGGAAAGCUGAAGAAACACAAACUAUCUUCAAACAGCACCCCAGCUGGGAGGGAAAAAAACAAAACACAAAAUGCUGAGCACUGCAAAUCAACAACAGACAACUUUAUUUUACAUAAGAAAUAAUCAAAGAAAGUUUUGUUUUUUGUUUUUUUUUAAACUUCUUUUCUGCCCCAUGGAAUUUACCUUGGAGUUUCCCUUCUUUUCCUUGAUUGCUGUUCUUGUUCAAUGGUAGCAAUUGCCAGUUAUGGCCAAUCCUUGUCAAUCCUGGGAGGUUUAUAUCCAUACAUAUUGAGUGUGCUAUAUUUCAAUGUACUUUAAUUCAUUUUGCAAUUUCUGUAUAUGCAAAUCUGGCAAACUCUGUAAAUUGCUUAUAGUAUGUGUGAUAUGACUUCAAGGUAGAUAGAUUAUGACCUUCAUGCAAGCCGACUUUCUUCAUUCUAUAUGCAAAUAUAUACAUGAGCAUAUAUUAGGCCACCGACUUCUUUUCCUAACGCAUUAUUUUUUAUUUGCAACUCAUGCACUGUGUGAAUUUUGUAGUGCGUUCCUCUGCUCCACUGGUUUAACAGCCACAGUUUGUCUUUGUUGCCCUCUGCUUCCUCUUGGAAAUGCAUAUUUUAAAUUGUGUAUGUUUCUGAUAAAUGAAUUAAUUUUGUUGUGUGUAUGCUAUGUUGGAAUUUGCUGUGUUAUUUUAUAUGUGAGUUGAUUAAGGUUUGGGGAUCUUGAGUCUGAAGAAUGCACAUCCUGGUUUUGACAGAUCUCUUCAUGUUAUCAAUAUUCUAUCUGGGAAAAAGAAUGAGGCCAAGUGGGGAGGCUCAAGAAGACAUUUUGACUCCCCAAGUUCCUGGAAGAACACUUCACAGUCUGACUAAAUAAUGCUGCUUCCUUUGUUCUUUGAGACUUUUUGUAGCUUUGUCAUUUGCUACUUGCUGCUAAUUAUAUUUUAAUGUCUACUAAUUAAAAAUUAAAAUGUGAUUGUUGGCUGCAUACAAUAUGCAAAUACUGCAAAGCAUACUGAAGAAGAUAGGUGUUCAAUCUUCACUCAUUAAUUAUAAUUUUAAAUAUUCCAUCAUUAUUAUUAACCUUGUGAUGUUUUGUUUAGACCUGUUAUAAAUAAAUCUUUCUCUGGCAAAGAAAGAUAGAACAAUCAAUACAUUCCUUCUUGUAGUGUGGAAGAGUUAGGGCUGGAGAAAGAACACAUCCAGAUAGUCUUCUGGAGAGAUUCUUUUCUUUUCAUUACAAAACCAGAACACCAUAUAUGUAGGAAUGGUUCAUUCCAAGUGGGAGGUCCUAAAUUGUAGCCUGUUGGAAAUGAAUGCCUUUGCUCUUAUAA